This is a messenger RNA of Helianthus annuus (common sunflower), 1114 nucleotides long. Its product is annotated as isoflavone reductase homolog. The record is from RefSeq and is a predicted model, not a curated record. The coding region runs from base 41 to 1006 and encodes 321 amino acids. NCBI's taxonomy places the organism in Eukaryota, Viridiplantae, Streptophyta, Magnoliopsida, Asterales, Asteraceae. Gene Ontology annotation, molecular function: oxidoreductase activity. The transcript is spliced from 3 exons.
ACAACAUACACUUUAUUAAGUUCUACGAAACAACCUUGAAAUGUCGAAGAGCAAGAUUCUUGUUGUGGGUGGCACAGGCUACAUUGGCAAGAGGAUAGUCAAGGCUAGCUUGGCUCAAGGCCACCCGACUUAUGUCCUUAUGCGUCGAGAGAUCGGUUAUGAUAUUGAUAAGCUUCAAAUGUUGUUGUCGUUUAAGGAACAAGGAGCCCGUUUGGUCGAGGGUUCGUUCUCUGAACAUCAGAGUCUUGUGGAUGCUGUGAAACAAGUUGAUGUUGUGAUAUGCACCAUGUCCGGGGUGCAGUUUCGGUCACAUAAUAUUCUACUUCAACUUAAGCUUGUUGAUGCCAUCAAAGAAGCAGGAAACAUCAAGCGGUUCUUGCCUUCCGAGUUUGGUAUGGACCCUUCGCGAAUGGGACAUUCACUCGAAUAUGGAAAGGAGACGUUUGAGGACAAGAUGGUUAUACGAAAAGCCAUUGAAGACGCUAAAAUUCCAUAUACAUACAUUUCUGCUAAUUGUUUUGGGGGUUAUUUUGUUGGCAACCUUUCGCAGCCAGGCUCCCUCAUGCCACCAAGGGACCGAGUGAGUAUUUUUGGCGAUGGGAAUCAGAAAGUUGUUUUCAUGGAUGAGGAUGAUGUUGCAACAUACACUAUCAAGACUGUAGAUGAUUCUCGCACGUUGAACAAGACGUUGUAUCUUCGACCACCCAAGAACAUUGUUACGCACAACCAGUUGGUUGAAAAAUGGGAGAAACUUACGAAUCAAACAUUCGAGAAAGUGCACAUAUCUGCUCAAGACUUUCUUGCUUCCAUAAAAGGUGCGCAUAAGCCAUCUUUUUUAGGUAUGGACGAGAAAGCUAUUCAAGCGGGACUUGCACGCAUCUAUCACAUUUACUAUGAAGGUUGUUCGAUGAAUUUCGAAAUUGGUAACGAGGGAGAAGAAGCUUCUAAGCUCUAUCCGGAGGUCCAAUACACUAGUGUUGAUGAGUAUUUGCAACGAUAUCUCUAAUUCAUGCCACUAUAAAUGUACUAUCUCCUAGUGUGAGAAUUAGAGCACAAAUAAAUCAUACUUUGCAUAUCAAAAUUAGUAAUGACAGCUUAUUAUUUCGUUUAUAAA